Dracunculus medinensis (Guinea worm) is the source of this 2457-nucleotide messenger RNA. The record is from the annotation of a GenBank genome assembly. Lineage: Eukaryota; Metazoa; Nematoda; Chromadorea; Rhabditida; Dracunculidae.
AUGGAUUAUUCUGAAAAUGAUGAUGAGGACGAUGAACGAAUGACAAAAUCUGCUAUUGAAGGCGGAUAUUAUGGAUCAAGAAGAGGAUUUUGGAGUGAAGAAAUUGCUGAAAGAAGGCGAAUGAUUCGAAAAUAUAGGAAAAAAAGAGGAAAAAGCUUGCAUUACGCGAAUGGUUCGAUAAUUAGUGAAGGAUCUAUUCAUGGAAAUGAAGCCGAUGAAAAAUUAUCAAAGGUCGACGAAGCAUCCCGAAGUGCAUCACCUUUAACUAAUGUUCAACCUCCACCUCCAGCACCGACUUCUCAACGACGUCCAUCAAUUUUCCAAAGUCGACAAAUUUCUGAAGCAUCAAUUCAAGAAGCAUAUCCGACUCAAACAGGAAAAGAAGCCACUAAGGAUACUCCGCAACCCAGUAUUUUUAAUGAACCAAUAAGAAAUCCUCCUAUUUUCGGAUCUUCAAAUGCGUCUAAUCCUUUCAGCUUAACAGCGACCACUUGUCUUAAUUUAGUACCUUUCAUACCAGCUUCAAACUCAAUGCCUUACGGAUUGGGUUCGCCCAUUAUGGUGUCACCGUACGCAACCUUACAACUUCCUUGUAAGCCAUCAGCACCAGCAAACACCUCGCCGAAUCCUGAGGGCAUGUCUGACGGCCGAGAUACGACUGCUCUUCAACUAAGCAUGUCGCUGGAUCAAAGUUCAGAGCAUUUUUUUUCACCCAGUGUUUUUUCCAAUUUUCAGUAUAACCAACAUUUAAUUCGAUCACAGCUCGAUCAAGCUCAACAAACGGCACAAGUUGCCAGUUGCCAAGUGCAGCUUCUAAGAGAUCAAUUGACCAGCGAAACAACAGCCAGAAUUGAAGCACAGUCUCGAACACACCAAUUGUUGAAUGCAAAUCGAGAACUUCUUGAACAAGUUCAAGCGUUGGUCUUGAGGUUACAAGCUUUGGAAUCCCGGCUUACGGGUGAAGUUCAUGCACAGGCGAAUCAGCCGUCGACUUCAAAAGCAUUUAUUUCUGCAAGUGCUGCAGAAUCAGCGUCUUCAAUGACGCAGACUUCGCCACUAGAGCGGACUAAUAUUAUGAAAAAUGAAACGACGGCAUCUGGAGCCAAACUUCCGGGUCCAAAACCAGUUGAUCCAUCUCAACCUUAUCAAGUAGGAAAUAUUGAAAAUUUUCACUUCACACGUUUUUUUACAAAGUUGCAAACUUUGGCUGAUUUGCGAUCUGGUUCAUUGCCCCCAAAAUCAAAGAAUAUUGAUAUUGUAACAUUAAAUCGAAGAAGAAGGCCGAUUGAUUCUGAUAUAAAAACUGAACCAGAAAGUGGUGCUGAGGAUACAACCGAUUAUAGUUCAUCAGAUCAGUACGAAAAAGCUCCUGAACUUCGCAAAGUUCAGAAAAAUUAUACUGCCGAAUUCCCUCAAUUAAAUGUUUUUAUGUCGAAUCCUCAGGUUAUGCCAAAUAUAUCAUCUUUUUUCUCAACUCAACCGCCGCUAUCAUCUAUACCAUCCAUGUGUGAACCUACUACAUCACCUUCUCUUCCUGAAAAUUUCCAUCAGCCUUCUAUUCCUUACCAAGAAGCAAUGGAUAGGCAAAACCAAUCAAAUUCAACUAAGAUUGAAUAUGAUCAACAAGGAAACGCAACACCGCUGAAAAGGCCAAAAGACAAAUUCAGUGGAGUUCUUAUGGAUCGUGAAUUCACUAGAAUGUCAUUCAAUCCAAAGUUUAAUAAAGAUGAGCGAAGAAGAGAAUUUACUGAACCGGCUAUGCGAACAUUGCGCGAAACUUUAAAUGAAAAUUUUGGAACUACUGAGGAUAUUCACGAAAAAACCGUUGAAAGAUAUAAAUCCGAUGAAGAAGAACAAGUGAAAACGCAGAAGCAAUUAGGACGUAGUAGUGCAUUAAAUUUGAAUCUGGAAAGAAUGAAUCUUGGAAAAGUUAAUCCUAUCGAUUCUAAAAUGAGAUUCAAUGAACCGAAGAUCUCAAACACACAAAAACUCUCUAGAUUCCAAGCAGCGCCAGAUGAUGUCGCUUCUUCUUCUUUAGUUACAGCCAUGUAUCCACCUAUGAAAUAUUCUCCACCAAUAAAAAAUAAAAAAAGGCUUCGAUCAUUAUCUGUGGAUAUAGUUGAAGAAGAACCUAGCGAAAUGAUCGGCAAUGGUCCAAUUAGUCUUGCAUAUAAUCAUGUGGAUGCAAACAAAGACAAACCCCUUACAUCCAAGGGCAAUAUAGAUACGAUGCAAGCUUUACGUACUGCUAUAAAGCGGGGCAUAAUUGGCAAGCCGAAACCCCUUACGAAAGAUGAUUUAGAUGGGAUGAGAAGUUACUCAAAAAAUAUUGAUAUUCAAAAGUCAAAACUUGGUGAUGCAGCAAUAUUGGCAAGGUUGACCAAAAUUCCGGUCUAUAAAUCACCAGCUGAUAAGUUAGAAAAAGCCGGGUUCAAAUACCCCGAAAAUACUUCAUGA